Papaver somniferum (opium poppy) is the source of this 585-nucleotide messenger RNA. RefSeq names its product probable aspartic protease At2g35615. The record is from RefSeq and is a predicted model, not a curated record. Lineage: Eukaryota; Viridiplantae; Streptophyta; Magnoliopsida; Ranunculales; Papaveraceae. Gene Ontology annotation, cellular component: extracellular region. The transcript has 2 exons. The coding region runs from base 1 to 585 and encodes 194 amino acids.
AUGGUCAAAACCCUUAUACUUAAAGCACUGAGCAACCCUAAGCUAGUUGACGGAUCAAAAGUUGUUUCAACUCCAAUAAUCUUUAAAGAAAACCAAUCUUUCUAUUAUCUGACACUUGAAGCUAUUAGUGUUGGUGAUAUUAGAGUUCCUUUCGACACCAGUACUAGCAGAAAUAAUGAAGUACUACUUGAAAAAGGGAAUAUUAUUAUCGACUCCGGUUCUACUGUAACAUCUCUACCAGCUGAUUUUUACGCAGCAUUUGAAGCAGAAAUGAAGAAAGCCAUUACAGUUGAUCCCGUUAUUGAUCCUAAUACAAGUUUAAGAUUAUGUUAUCCAGGGGAUUCAGACCCAAGUUCGGUUCCAAACGUUACUGCUCAUUUUACUGAUGCUGAUAUUGUUCUUAAUCCCUUGAAACUUUUCAAACUAAACGGCGACAAUGAUGAGCUGUUUGCAUGUCUAGCAUUCCUGCCAACAGACGACGUGGCCAUCUAUGGGAAUAUAGUUCAGAAUAACUUCAUUGUGGAAUAUGACCUUGUGAACAAGUUGGUAUCAUUCAUGUCAACAAUAGAUUGUCGAAUGCCAUAG